This is a messenger RNA of Diceros bicornis minor, 1041 nucleotides long. RefSeq names its product olfactory receptor 13C4-like. Gene Ontology annotation, molecular function: olfactory receptor activity; G protein-coupled receptor activity. Gene Ontology annotation, cellular component: membrane. The transcript has a single exon. Lineage: Eukaryota; Metazoa; Chordata; Mammalia; Perissodactyla; Rhinocerotidae. Gene Ontology annotation, biological process: G protein-coupled receptor signaling pathway. The record is from RefSeq and is a predicted model, not a curated record.
AUGCUUAUUCAAGACAUUUGUUGCAUUUGUUGCUUGGUGGUGAAACUAUUUUAUGUCUUCCUUUGAUAUCCUGAAAGCUGGGGCAUGGACAGGGUAAACAAGACAUUUGUGAAAGAAUUCAUUCUUCUGGGACUCUCUGGUUACCCAAAACUUGAGAUCAUUUUCUUUUCUCUAAUUCUAGUGAUGUAUCUACUGAUUCUAAUUGGCAACGGUGUUCUGAUCAUAGCAACCAUUUUUGAUUCUCGUCUUCACACCCCCAUGUACUUUUUCCUGGGCAACCUAUCUUUCUUGGACAUCUGCUAUACAUCUUCCUCUGUUCCCUCAACUUUGGUGAGCUUAAUUUCAAAGAAAAGGAACAUUUCCUUCUCUGGAUGUGCAGUGCAGAUGUUCUUUGGGUUUGCAAUGGGGUCAACAGAGUGUUUCCUCCUUGGUAUGAUGGCUUUUGAUCGCUAUGUGGCCAUCUGUAACCCUCUGAGAUACCCCAUCAUCAUGAGCAAGGUGGUGUGCAUACUGAUGGCUUCUGUGUCAUGGCUCUCUGGUGGAAUCAACUCAAUUGUGCAAACAUCUCUUGCCAUGCGAUUGCCUUUCUGUGAGAAUAAUAUUAUCAAUCAUUUCUUAUGUGAGAUAUUAGCUGUCCUUAAACUAGUUUGUGCUGAUAUAUCCCUCAACAUUGUUACCCUAGCAGUGUCAAAUAUGGCUUUCUUGGUUCUUCCACUGCUGGUCAUUUUUUUCUCCUACAUGUUCAUCCUCUACACCAUCUUGAGAAUGAACUCAGCCACAGGCAGACGCAAGGCCUUUUCCACCUGCUCAGCACAUCUGACUGUGGUGAUCAUAUUUUAUGGUACCAUCUUCUUUAUGUAUGCUAAACCCAAGUCUCAAGACCUCCUUGGGAAAGACAAUUUGCAAGCUAUGGAAGGGCUUGUUUCCAUGUUUUAUGGGGUAGUAACCCCCAUGCUAAAUCCUAUAAUCUACAGCUUGAGAAAUAAGGAUGUAAAAGCUGCUGUGAAAUAUUUGCUGAACCGGAAAGCUGUUAACCAAUAA